Galeopterus variegatus (Sunda flying lemur) is the source of this 1023-nucleotide messenger RNA. It is a transcript of the gene NTHL1, whose product is annotated as nth endonuclease III-like 1 (E. coli). Gene Ontology annotation, molecular function: oxidized pyrimidine nucleobase lesion DNA N-glycosylase activity; DNA-(apurinic or apyrimidinic site) endonuclease activity; DNA binding. Gene Ontology annotation, cellular component: nucleus. Bases 13 to 951 code for a protein of 312 amino acids. Lineage: Eukaryota; Metazoa; Chordata; Mammalia; Dermoptera; Cynocephalidae. Gene Ontology annotation, biological process: base-excision repair; nucleotide-excision repair; base-excision repair, AP site formation. The transcript is spliced from 6 exons. The record is from RefSeq and is a predicted model, not a curated record.
GGGGCCGCCGGGAUGUGUAGUCCGCGGGAGUCCGGCAUGAACACGUUGCGCGUGGCCAGGGUGACUCGCAGCAGGAGCCGGGGACCGCGGGCCGGGUCGCGGGGGCGCGGGGAGGAUCCCGUGCCACUCCGGAGGGCAGAGGCGGCUGCAGAAGGAAGGAAAGGCCACAGCCCUGUGAAGGGUCAGCGGAAGACACAGAGACUGCAUGUGGCCUAUGAGGCUUCAGAUGGUGAGAAAGAUGAGAGCACCAAGCCCCUCAAAGUGCCGGUCUGGGAGCCCCAGGACUGGCAGCAGCAGCUGGCCAAUAUCCGUGCCAUGAGGAGCAGAAAGGACGCACCUGUGGACCAGCUGGGGGUCGAGCACUGCUAUGACCUCCAUGCCCCCCCGAAGGUGCGGAGGUACCAGGUGCUCCUGUCGCUGAUGCUUUCUAGCCAGACCAAAGACCAGGUGACGGCAGGUGCCAUGCAGCGGCUGCGGGCCCGGGGCCUGACAGUGGACAGCAUCCUGCAGACAGAUGACGGCACACUGGGCAAGCUCAUCUACCCCGUAGGCUUCUGGAGGAACAAGGUGAGAUACAUCAAGCAGACCAGUGCCAUCCUGCAGCAGCACUAUGGCGGGGACAUCCCAGCCUCUGUGGCAGAGCUGGUGGCGCUGCCAGGCGUAGGGCCCAAGAUGGCACACUUGGCCAUGGCUGUGGCCUGGGGCACCGUGUCAGGCAUCGCAGUGGACACACAUGUGCACAGAAUUGCCAACCGACUUCGGUGGACCGAGAAGGUGACCAAGUCCCCAGAGGAGACCCGGGCCUCCCUGGAGGAGUGGCUGCCCAGGGAGCUGUGGGGCGAGAUUAACGGACUGUUGGUGGGCUUCGGCCAGCAGACCUGUCUGCCCGUCCACCCUCGCUGCCAGGCCUGCCUCAACCAGGCUCUGUGCCCGACUGCCCGGCGCCUCUGAGGCCAUGUCUGUGAAAUGCCCUUGCUUGGGGAGCUGCUGCCUGUUUCACAAUAAAGCUUAGGAGUUUUUGCA